AUGGGUAAGAACCCGUACGAAGUGACGGAAGCCGAAUGGGUUGCGUGGUUCCGGCAAGGUUAUGACGUCGACAUACGGGCGCUGGACUCGCUCAAGAAACUGAUCAAGGCGGCUGUCGUGUUUGACAUGUCCGUACAAGAUGCCGACUCACGUAUUGGGAAGAUGUUGGACGGACAGGCAGCCGCCAUCCCUCGCGACCGUCAGGAAUGGGUGAUCAAUUAA
Aphanomyces astaci is the source of this 222-nucleotide messenger RNA. RefSeq lists its product as hypothetical. Lineage: Eukaryota; Oomycota; Saprolegniomycetes; Saprolegniales; Verrucalvaceae. The record is from RefSeq and is a predicted model, not a curated record. Bases 1 to 222 code for a protein of 73 amino acids. The transcript has a single exon.